AUGGCAGCUGCUAGUGAAGAAGAAAUAUUAGAGGGAUUUUUAUGUCCCAUUUGUAAGGCUGAUCUUAAAUCAGCAAGUCAACUUACAACUCACUUUGAAAGCCUGCAUCAAGAAGAACAGGAUAUUCUUAAAUCUUUAAAAGAAAUUUUCGGCAAAGCUCGAAAGAUUAUUUUGAAUAAUGAUGAUACGGACUUGACUGAAACAUUCGAUCGCGCUUUAAAAUUUAAUUCUCAAGAAUACAACUAUCCUUUGGAAGAGCAGACGAUAGGCGGAUCUCGAAGUUCAACAGAUUAUUUCAAGGCUGUGCGGUCUGCGAGACUGGAGAGAUAUGCUACUGAGACUAAUAAAUUGUUGAUCAGACUAGAUAAAUUAGUGUGUAAUAUGCCAAGUGACCCAAACCAAAGAAAACAACAUGAACAGGAAGUUGUACCGUGGCUUGAUGGUUCAUCAGUAAAACUCUGUCCAAAUUGUGCUAAGGCAUUUAAUUUAACAAGACGGAAGCAUCAUUGUAGGCUUUGUGGAUCCAUUCUUUGUCAUGACUGCUCCAUAUUCCUAGACUUAAACAUAGCAAAAACUAUAGUAGAUCCGUCCGCACCUUCUACAUCACAAGCUGAAGAAGUGAAUGAGAAGAAUGGCCUCCGUCUUUGUGAACAUUGCUAUAAUCUCAUUGAAUUGAGGAAACAAGUGCAAGAGAAUAGAAAUGCUAAAACCACUCUUAUGACUGCAUAUGAACAGAUGCGGAGUUUGAUGGAUCAAGCUCAGCCCGCUGUGGCUAUGUAUGAAAAGAUGUGUCAAAGUCUAUUCGACGGUGAAACCACCUAUAAUUUGCAAGAUGUAAACGCAAUGCGAGGACGCAUCGGCAAAUUAGCUGAGGGUAUAGAUCUAUUGAGCAAACAGAUUAUAGCACUGCCGGCGGAACCUAACACGAGGCAGGCCAAACUUCAGAAUGCUAUAAGACAAGCCGCUGCUCAAUAUAUAAAGGAAGAUCUCUUAUCUCUCCGUAAAUUACCGACCGAAGCCCAAAUAGAAGAAGUACGGAAACAAAGAUACGAGCGUGCCCAGAAGCAGAUACAGAUCGAGAGAGAGAAAACGGAGAGAGAUAGACUGUGGAGAGAUGACGUGGGAGAGAGACGGAAAGAUGAGGGAGAGAGUAGCAGAACACAUCACGAUGAGGACAAUCCUAUAUUGGAACAGAUGAAUAUUAUUAGAGGUUAUAUAAAGGAAGCUCGGAAAGAGCUGAGGUUUGAAGAGGCUUGGAUUCCGGCGUCAGAAUCGCAACGUUUUGCGAUCGCUGGUGGCGAUACUAGAAACCAAUCUGAAGGAACUAAAGAAAGAAUAUCAGCUUCAAAUGCUCUCAAAACCCUAGUCAUUUCUAUAAGAAAUAAAUUUAAUUUAUAUUUA
This is a messenger RNA of Brenthis ino (lesser marbled fritillary), 1401 nucleotides long. NCBI's taxonomy places the organism in Eukaryota, Metazoa, Arthropoda, Insecta, Lepidoptera, Nymphalidae. The record is from the annotation of a GenBank genome assembly.